UGAAAUUUUUUAAAAAGCCACAGAAAGGCAAGGAUUGCCAGUGACGAUGGAAAAACUAAAAGAGACAACGAGAACCCAGAAGGUGCCAGUCAGAAUAAGGGCAAUGUCUGAAAGGAUUGAGCAACUGAAGAAAAGAGAAUCAAAGUAUGUCCAGACACAGCCAUUGUACCAGAACUAUUGGUUCCAGUCCAUGCACGGAGACCCAACAAGGCCUGGAAAAACCUCUUCGGUGGUGGAUAUGACACUGUCCCUUGCUGGGGUUGUCGUGUCUUCUAUAAUGAACUCUUCUUCCUCUCAGUUUUCUCCCAAAGACUCCAGCUUCAUCUCUUGGCACACGAUCCCUGAAGUGAAGGAGAGUGGCCUUUUGGAUGUAAUUAGCAUCCGGGAGUAUAAACUGCAGGAGGCAAUGUUCGAAGUUAUUACAUCGGAGGCAUCUUACUUGCGGAGUUUGACGAUAGCUGUCAGUCAUUUCAGUAAGUGUCCGGAGAUGUUGGAGAUGCUAACGCUCACAGAGAGGCACACACUGUUCUCCAACUUGCAGGAAGUGAAGGACACAAGUGAAAGGUUUCUGUUGGACCUGGAGGAACGUCUGGGUGAGAAUCUCUUGCUCACUGACAUCAGUGACAUUGUUCUGUGGCACUGUGCUGAUUUUCGCAGAGUCUAUAUCCCAUAUGUCACAAAUCAGAUGUACCAGGAGCAGAUGAUACAGCAGCUUGAGUUCAGUGAAGAAUUUGUGCAGGUCCUAAAGAAACUGGAGGCACAUCCAAUCUGCCAGCGGCAGCUGCUGAAAUCCUUCCUGAUCCUACCAUUCCAACGCAUCACUCGGCUGAAGAUCAUGCUAGAGAAAAUCCUGGUGCUAAAUCCCCCAGAGAGUCCGGUGGCAGAUUCUGUUCAGAAAGCUGUGGAAGCGAUCGGGGAGGGAAGAGCAAUAAAUGCCACCAGUGAUGCCAAUAUCCCAUGA
Messenger RNA from Hemiscyllium ocellatum (epaulette shark), 961 nucleotides. RefSeq names its product rho guanine nucleotide exchange factor 19. Gene Ontology annotation, cellular component: cytoplasm; nucleus. Bases 47 to 961 code for a protein of 304 amino acids. Gene Ontology annotation, biological process: activation of GTPase activity. Gene Ontology annotation, molecular function: guanyl-nucleotide exchange factor activity. The transcript has 8 exons. NCBI's taxonomy places the organism in Eukaryota, Metazoa, Chordata, Chondrichthyes, Orectolobiformes, Hemiscylliidae. The record is from RefSeq and is a predicted model, not a curated record.